CCCGAGGCCGAGACCGAAGCCGAUGCCGGCGGAGGUCGGGAGCUGCCCUUCGAGAGCCUCCCGUUCGCCAGCUACGGCUCGGCGCUGCGCCUCGCCCUGCCCCGGGAACCGCGGCCCGGGCAGCUGCUGGCCGUGCGCAUCGACUACGAGGCGGGCGAGGGGCCCGGGAUGUCGUGGCUGGCCUCCUCCCAAACUGCCCAGAAGGAGAAGCCUUUCCUCUAUACCUCUGGCUUCCCUGUGCUCAACAGGUCCUUCUUCCCCGGCUUCCACACCCCGGGCACGAAGAGCACCUACUCGGCACGGGUCCAGGUCCCCGAGGGCUUCACGGCGGUGAUGAGCGCCACGACCUGGGAGAAGCAGAAAGACAACACCUUCGUCUUCAAGAUGGACCAUCCCAUCCCCUCCUACCUGAUCGCCCUGGCUGUUGGGGACAUCGUGUCUGCUGAAGUUGGCCCAAGGAGCCGUGUCUGGGCCGAGCCCUGCCUGAUCGAGGCUGCUAAGAAGGAGUACGACGGGGUGAUCGAGGAGUUCCUGGCCGUGGGCGAGAAGCUCUUUGGACCCUAUGUUUGGGGCAGGUACGACGUCCUGUUCAUGCCGCCCUCGUUCCCCUUCGGCGGGAUGGAGAACCCCUGCAUCACCUUCGUGACGCCCUGCCUGCUGGCCGGGGACCGUUCCCUGGUGGACGUCAUCAUCCACGAGAUCUCCCACAGCUGGUUCGGCAACCUGGUCACCAACGCCACCUGGGGCGAGUUCUGGCUGAACGAGGGCUUCACCAUGUACGCGCAGAGGCGCAUUUCCACCGAGGUCUACGGUUCAGCGUACACCUGCCUGGAGGCCGCCACGGGCAGGGCCCUGCUGCGCCAGCACAUGGACAACACCGGGGAGGACCAUCCACUCAACAAGCUCCGGGUGGUGAUCGAGCCAGGCGUCAACCCGGACGACACGUACAACGAGACUCCCUACGAGAAGGGGUUCUGCUUCGUCAGCUACCUGGCGCAUCUCGUGGGGGACCAGGGCAAGUUUGACGCCUUCCUGCAGGCCUACGUGGAUCGGUUCAAGUUCCAGAGCAUCACAGCAGAUGAUGCCCUCAAUUUCUUCCUGGAAUACUUCCCCGAGCUGAAGAAGCAAGGCGUGGACUCGCUCCCAGGCUUGGAGUUCGAUCGCUGGCUGAACACGCCGGGCUGGCCGCCCUUCCUGCCCAACCUCUCCCCGGGGCAGCAGCUGAUGAAGCCGGCGGACGAGCUGGCGGAGCUGUGGGCAGCCGACAGCUUGAAUGUGGAAGCCAUCGAAGCCGUGGACAUCACGGCCUGGAAGACGUACCAGCUGGUCUACUUCCUGGACCAGCUCCUGCAGAAGUCGCCCCUACCCGAAGGCAACGUGGAGAGGCUGAGCGCCAUGUACCCAAAGAUCUCCAAGGCCCAGAACGCCGAGCUGCGGCUGCGCUGGUGCCAGAUCAUCCUCAAGAACAACCACGAGUCCGAGUACAGCAAGGUCAAGGACUUCCUCCACAGCCAGGGGAAGCAGAAGUACACCCUGCCCCUGUACCGCGCCAUGUGGGGCGGCUCAGAGGCGGCCCGGGCGCUGGCCAUGGAGACCUUCUCGGCCACGGCUGCCCAGCUCCACGUCAACGUCCAGAACUACGUCAAGAAGAUCCUGGGCUUGGAGGGGGCAGAGAAGGUGUGAGCGGAGAACGGGGUGCUUUCCCUGCCCACCUGGGGCGCUUCCUCUGGGGCAAGCCCUCAGCGAGGUCUCACUGCACAGAUUUCCUUAUUAAAUUUUGUAAUUUUUA
This is a messenger RNA of Oxyura jamaicensis (ruddy duck), 1789 nucleotides long. It is a transcript of the gene RNPEP, whose product is annotated as arginyl aminopeptidase. Gene Ontology annotation, molecular function: metalloaminopeptidase activity; zinc ion binding. Gene Ontology annotation, biological process: proteolysis. The record is from RefSeq and is a predicted model, not a curated record. Lineage: Eukaryota; Metazoa; Chordata; Aves; Anseriformes; Anatidae. The transcript is spliced from 11 exons. The annotation marks the transcript as partial.